GUACAAAGACAUCCCUCGGUGAAGAAGAUGAGCAUCUGCGUCAUUGUCUCCCUGCUGCUUGUCGUUUCCCCUGUCUGUGGAAAGCAGUCUGGCUUCACACUUUUUAACCUCAAACAAUAUACAAAAGAAAUGACCUGGAAGGAAGCACAGAAAUUCUGCAGGGACAAACACAUUGAUCUGGCCACAGUCACAAGUGACAAAGUCUUCCUUGGUUUGUCGGGCUGGAUCGGAUUAUAUAAAGAAAAUGAGAAUGGUACCUGGAAAUGGUCAGAAGGAAACAAAACAUCAAACUACACCAACUGGUCAGCUACUGAACCAAAUUACCUUGACAAAGAAGACUGUGUUUACAUGGAUAAAAAAUCAAAAAUGUUUAAUGAGCCCUGCCGCAGGAGACAUGAGCUAAUUUGUUCUGAUGAGAAACUGGAUCUGGUGUGGACAGGCCUGCGUUUCCUGGGUGAUGAGUGGUUCUGGGUGGGUGGAGAACAGUUGCAGUACCAGAACAUUCCAAGCUGUCCGACUUUUAGGUGUGGCGUCCUGGAGAAGAGCAGCAACAAAUCCUUUGGGAUCAAAGACUGCAAUGAGAGAAACAACUUUUUCUGUUACAAAAGACCUGAAAGCAGAGAU
Messenger RNA from Menidia menidia (Atlantic silverside), 624 nucleotides. Lineage: Eukaryota; Metazoa; Chordata; Actinopteri; Atheriniformes; Atherinopsidae. The record is from the annotation of a GenBank genome assembly.